Molecule: messenger RNA, 2457 nt
Organism: Exophiala bonariae
Lineage: Eukaryota; Fungi; Ascomycota; Eurotiomycetes; Chaetothyriales; Herpotrichiellaceae
Exons: 1
Coding region: 1-2457 (818 amino acids)
Biological process (GO): carbohydrate metabolic process
Molecular function (GO): hydrolase activity, hydrolyzing O-glycosyl compounds
Source: RefSeq, a predicted model, not a curated record
AUGAAAGGCUACCAAUUCUCGUCGCGCCCCGUCGCGAACCCAGAGUCCGUGAUCCAAGGCCCGCAGUACCGGUUCACCGUUCUGAGCGACGCACUGAUCCGGUACGAAUGGGCACACGACGGAGUCUUCGAGGACCGGGCGUCGACGUUCGCCAUCAACCGGGACCUACCGACGCCCAAGUUCCAGAAGAUUGAGCGUGACGACGAGCUCGAGAUCAUCACCGACCACUUCCACAUCAGCUACGACAAGAAGCGAUUUUCGCCCAGCGGCCUGCUUGCGAGCUUCUCCGCCAAAAUCACCCUCUGGGGCGCCCAGUGGCGGUAUUCGGAUGACGUUGAGGCGUUGAAUUUUGCCAAUUUGGGGGGCACGGCAAGGACGCUGGAUGAGGCGGAUGGGAAGAUCCCGCUUGGUGUCGGGGUGUUGUCCAAGUUCGGGUAUGCCGCUAUCGAUGAUAGUAAGUCGAUGUUGUUCGAUGGGAAGGGGUUUGUCGCGGGGAGAUUACCUGGGGACCGUGUCGAUGGGUAUCUCUUCGCGCAUGGACAUGAUUACAAGGGUGCGAUUAAAGCGUUGUACUCCCUGAGUGGGAAACAGCCACUUUUGCCGCGCUGGGCGCUCGGCAACUGGUGGAGUCGGUACUAUCGCUACGAGCAGCAGGAGUACAUUGAUCUGAUGGAUUCGUUCAAGGAGAAGAAAAUCCCCCUGUCCGUCGCCGUCAUCGAUAUGGAUUGGCAUUUGGUCGCAGACGACCGUGUGCCUCACGCCGGCUGGACCGGAUACACGUGGGACGACAAAUUGUUUCCAGACCCGUUGAAGUUUGGCAAAGACCUGCAUGACAGAAACCUCAAGAUCACACUGAACGACCACCCGCACUCGGGCGUGCACCACCACGAAGACGCGUACGAGGAGAUGGCGAAAUUCCUGGGCCAUGAUACCUCACGCAAAAACCCGAUCCUCUUUGACCCAACAAGUCCCAAAUUCAUGGAGGCGUACCUGUCCAUCCUGCACCGCAACAUCGAAAACGUGGCUUGCGAUUUCUGGUGGAUCGACUGGCAGCAAGGCGCGCAUACGAAAGUCCCCGGCGUGGAUCCGCUGUGGCUACUGAAUCAUUUCCAUUUCCUGGACAAUGCGCGCGAUGGCACGCAGCGGCCGUUGAUCUUCUCACGAUAUGCAGGACCGGGAUCACAUCGCUACCCUGUGGGAUUCUCCGGCGAUACCAUCACCACAUGGGCGAGUCUGGCGUUCCAGCCCGAGUUCACAGCCACAGCGAGUAACAUCGGCUACGGCUGGUGGAGCCACGAUAUCGGUGGGCACAUGGGUGGAACCAGAGAUGAUGAACUCGUGACCAGAUGGGUGCAGUUUGGGGUUUUCUCGCCUAUCAUGCGGUUGCAUUCCUCGAACUCACAAUGGACGUCCAAGGAGCCGUGGAAGUAUCGCAAGGAGUCGGAGAUUGUCAUCGAGGAAUUCAUGCGGUUGAGGCAUCGACUCAUUCCUUACCUGUACACUGCGAACGUGCUCGCCGCCACAAAAGACGAGACGCUCGUGCAGCCGAUGUAUUGGUCCUUCCCCGACAAGGAAGAGGCGUAUCAAGUGCCGAAUCAGUACUAUUUUGGUGCAGAUCUACUGGUUGCGCCGAUUGUGACGCCGAGAGACAAGCGGACGAAUCUGGGCGCGGUAAAAGUCUGGCUGCCGCCGGAUUCGGGCCGUUGGGUGGAUAUCUUCACUGGAACGGUCUACGAUGGGGAGAGGGAGCUGAACAUGUAUCGACCUCUGCAUGAGAUUCCUGUUCUGGCUUCCGAAGGCAGCGUCAUUCCUUUCGAUGCGGAUUCCGCUCCCAUCAAUGGAGGUAAAAACCCUGAGAGGUUUGAGGUGCUGGUCGUGGUUGGCAAAGAUGGACAAUGCAGUGUUCUUGAAGAUCCUGCAGAUGACACCACCGAAGUGGAGAAGAAAGCUCCCGAGAGUGGUGAACGCGGUAGCUUGAUCCAGUUGGAUCAGAAAAAGGGAACACUUACAGCACACGUCACGGGCAGGACCUGGAGUUUCCGCUUCCUUGCACUUGCAGACAUACCCAAGAGUUUCAAAGUCGAAGUCGACGGGAAAGACGUGACGAAGGAAUCCAGACCACACGUGGAGUUGUUCCCACAAAUACCGUCCUUGGUCGUGUCGGUGCCUACAUCAUCAACAUCGUCCAAAGACUCGGACAAGAAGUCCACAAUCACCAUCUCGCUCGGCGCAGACCCGCAACUCGGCGUGCACGACCACAAACCACGCAUCGAGCGAAUGCUGCUCGACUACCAGACGGAAUUCGACAUCAAAGACCGCAUCUGGAGUAUUGUGGAUGACCGCAAGAGCGCGAUCAACGUCAAGAUGGGCAAGCUCAUGAGCUUAAGUAUUGACGAGCGCUUCACUGAACCAAUUGCUGAAUUGAUCCUGUCGGAUCACAGGGGUAUGCAUUUGUAG